Messenger RNA from Malaclemys terrapin pileata, 2141 nucleotides. RefSeq lists its product as uncharacterized. Bases 133 to 1200 code for a protein of 355 amino acids. The record is from RefSeq and is a predicted model, not a curated record. Lineage: Eukaryota; Metazoa; Chordata; Testudines; Emydidae. The transcript is spliced from 3 exons.
UGCCGGUUCCAUCUGUUUUCCCUUGAUUCCCCUUAAUACCUAUAAAGCAACUACAUUCAUAACUUUUCGCUUAAACAACCCUUUCAGCUGACAGGGGGCUGCAGACGGGAGUUUGACAGAGGGAGCCUUACGAUGGUUAGGAAGACCCGCAACACCUGUGCCAGCACUGCUACUGUCUCCUCCACCUGUGCCUGUAGCCAGACAGAGUGCCUAAGCAUGGAUGCCUCUACCCAGAUCCUGGUGUGGUUUUGCAAAGACUGUAACUUGCAAUUUCCACUUACUGAUAUCCAGGCUGGGGGGACCAUCCAAUGUGAGAGGUGCCUGCUGGUGGAAUCUCUCAGGCAGCAGGUGGGAGAGCUACAGGAGGAGGUGGCUAGGUUGAGGAGCAUCCGUAUCCAUGAGCAAUUCCUCGACAGUGUCCAUGUGGAGACAGCUGAGGUAGCUGUCCCAGUACGCAGGACUGCUGAUACACCACUGGUGGAGGAGGAGAUGGCUCAGGGUGGACACUGGCAGCUGGUUACUUCUGGCAGCAGGCAGUGCUCCACCCUUGCUCCGAACCCUCCUGCCGUGGUUAUAGGUAACCGUUAUGCUGUUCUUGACACAGGAAAGAAGGAAUCACUCCCUACAGUAAAGGAGGAGAAGCCUCGUACCCCUAAGGCUGGAAAGUCUGCUGCCACCACUGCGAAUAGGAAACGUAGGGUAGUGGUGGUCGGAGACUCUCUGCUGAGGGGGACGGAGGCGCCCAUCUGUCGCCCUGACAUCUCAUCUCGGGAGGUAUGCUGCCUGCCGGGGGCCCGUAUCCGAGACAUUACGGAGGCAUUGUCGAGGAUUAUCCAGCCCUCUGACUACUACCCCAUGCUACUCAUCCAUGUGGGCACAAAUGAUACUGCGCGGUGUGACAUUGAGCGGAUCAAGAGUGACUACAGGGCUCUGGGAGUACGGGUGAAGGAGUUUGGAGCGCAGGUGGUAUUCUCUUCAAUUCUUCCUGUCAAAGGUAGGGGCCCAGGCAGAGACAGAUGCAUCAUGGAGGUGAAUGCCUGGCUGCGAAGAUGGUGUCGCCAGGAGGGCUUUGGCUUCCUAGACCACGGGAUGCUAUUCGAGGAAGGACUGCUAGGCAGAGAUGGCGUUCACCUUUCGAGGAGAGGAAAGACCCUAUUCGGACACAGACUGGCUAACCUAGUGAGGAGGGCUUUAAACUAGGUUCGACGGGGACAGGUGAGCAAAGCCCACAGAAUUCCCCCAGGAGUAAUACACAGCUGCAGUAGAAUCCCUGUAAGUCACCAAAGGAGCGGAAUAUAUUAAAAAAUAGAGAGAAUGCAGCUACUGAUUUCAUUGUAGUGAACAUUUGCAGCAUCUACCAAGGGAGAGGCCAACGUGUCCUUGUUAUCCUUGGGGAGAGUGUUUUUACCCUACUAGGUUCCAGGGUGUUCUCGUACCACCCUUCUGGACUGCGUUUAUGUCCUGUGCCUCGUACAUCUCAGGAACACGUGUGAUUUUGCAAUACCAGCCCUGUGGAACUCCUUGCCAGAAGAUGUUGUGAAGGCCAAGACAUCUAACAGGGUGAGACAAUGUGAUAUAUGCCAUCAUGUGCCAGCAAUGCCCCUCUGCCAUGUACAUUGGCCAAACCGGACAGUCUCUCCUCAAAAGAAUUAAUGGACACAAAUCUGACAUCAGGAAGCAUAAUACUCAAAAACCAGUGGGAGAACACUUUAACCUGUCUGGUCAUUCUAUGACAGACCUGCGGGUGGCUAUUUUACAACAGAAAAACUUCAAAAACAGACUCCAACGAGAGACUGCUGAGCUGGAAUUGAUAUGCAAACUAGACAUAAUCAACUCAGGAUUGAAUAAGGACUGGGAAUGGCUGAGCCAUUACAAACAUUGAAUCUAUCUCCCCUUGUAAGUAUUCUCACACUUCUUAUCAAACUGUCUGUACUGGGCUAUCUUGAUUAUCACUUCAAAAGUUUUUUUUCUCUUACUUAAUUGGCCUCUCAGAGUUGGUAAGACAACUCCCACCUGUUUAUGCUCUCUGUAUGUGUGUAUAUAUAUCUCCUCAAUAUUUAUUUCACUCUGUAUGCAUCCGAAGAAGUGGGCUGUAGUCCACGAAAGCUUAUGCUCUAAUAAAUUUGUUAGUCUCUAAGGUG